Molecule: messenger RNA, 4546 nt
Organism: Stylophora pistillata
Lineage: Eukaryota; Metazoa; Cnidaria; Anthozoa; Scleractinia; Pocilloporidae
Product: cohesin subunit SA-2
Biological process (GO): sister chromatid cohesion
Cellular component (GO): cohesin complex; nucleus; chromatin
Molecular function (GO): chromatin binding
Source: RefSeq, a predicted model, not a curated record
AAUCGAGCUGCAAAGGGGAAUCUAGUGACCGAAAACAUUGUGUUUUAUCCUUUUAUACUAUAUUUUACGACCUUUUAUGAGAGAAAGUUCGCUUUUCUGAGUAUUAAGUUAGUCUAAGCAAUGUCUACAAUACAGCCAGAUGAAGAUGAUGUCAGUGGCAGCAGUGCUGCUCCAAGUCCAGUUGUGAACAGCACACCAUCUCCUUUAAAGACUAAGAAGGAAGAGUCACCAAGACGCAGUGGCAGGAAGGUCAGGCAGAGAAUCUUAUAUGGUCAUCAGUCUCAGCUCAGUGGAGCACAAGGCACACCACAGCAGCCGAGAGCCAAGAAGACAAAAGUGACACCAGAGAGUGGUUCAGAUGACGAAGAAGAAGGAAAUGAAGAAGCUGGGGAACAGUCAUCAGUAAAUAAAUCAAGUGACGACAGUGACUUGGAAACACCUGUUCAGGCGCCUACCACAGGACGAGGAAGAAAACGUGCGGCAGAAACUUCCAAAGCUACACCAGUAGCAAAAAAAGCAAAAUCAAAACAGCCCUCUGUUCGGAAGUCAUCUCAGAGGAAAUCAAGGAAAUCUAAAGGCAGUGCUGAUGCUGAGACUGAUGAGAACCAGGGGACAUUGUUUGAUAUAGUGAAAGCUGGAAAAGGUGCUCUCAGGGCUGUUGUGGAUGACUGGAUUGAGAGUUACACUGCAGACAAAGAAAACGGAAUGGUUGAUCUCAUUCACUUUUUUGUCCAGUGUUGCGGCUGCAAAGGAACUGUCACUCCUAAAAUGUUGGAGGAGGAAGAAAGUGUCAAUGCGAUCCGUCAACUGACUGAGCAGUUUGACGAGGCCAGCCAUGAAUACCCACUCAUUAUGACGGGCCCAGCGUACAAAAAAUUCAGAACGAACUUUGUAGAGUUUGUAGAUUCGUUGGUUCAGCAAUGCCAACACAGUAUAAUCUAUGAUGAGUACAUGUUGGAUACUCUGGUUUCUUGGCUAAUCAGAUUGUCAGAUUCACAAGUCCGGGCCUUUAGGCACACAAGCACUUUAGCCGGAAUGAAACUUGUUUCUGCCUUGAUACAAGUAGCAAAGCGUGUUCAUGUAGAACUGGAUAACACCCAGCGCCAGUUAGACAGUGAAAGUAGCAAAGUUUCUUCAAAGAAAGCCAUGGAAAAAAUUGAAAUGUUGAACAACAGAAGACAAGAGCUAAGACAGAAUGUCAGUGACUUGGAAGACAUGAUGAAUUUUGUGCACCAAGGAAUGUUUGUUCACAGAUACAGGGAUUCCAGACAUGAAAUCAGAGCUCUUUGCAUUGCUGAAAUGGGCCAUUGGAUGAAGGAAUACAGCUCCUACUUCCUGAGUGACAAGUUUCUGAAAUACACUGUGUGGAGCUUACAUGAUAAGAUUGGAGAGGUGCGCCAGAAGGCCAUCAAUUCAUUGAGAGGCCUUUACGAGGUUGACGACUUUCUUUCUCAACUGGAGCCCUUGACUGAGAGAUUUAAGGAAAGGCUUGUAGCCAUGACCUUGGACAAAGAAAAUGAAGUGGCUGUGGAGGCAGUCAAGCUGGUUAACCUUCUUCUUAUGAAUGACAAACUGGAGGAGGAAGAAUGUCAGCAGGUGGAGUUCCUUGUGUUCUGCACAAGUCGGAAUGUGGCAAAGGCAGCAGGAGAAUUUCUUAAAGAUAGGCUGGUUUUGGCUGCUGAUGAAGAAAUGAAGAGAGCGAGCAAAUCGAAAAGAGGGAAAAAAGCAGAACAGGAGAUCAAACUUGUACAGUUGAAAAAACUGAUUGAGUUUUUUAUUGUUAGCGAGGUCCACAACCACGCCGCAUACCUUGUAGACAGUUUAUGGGAAAGUAUGGACUUGCUGAAGGACUGGAAGUUGAUGACUGAUAUUCUUUUGGAUAAGAGUGACAAGCAAGGUUUGAACGACAGUGAAGAAAUGGCAUUGAUUGACAUCAUGGUCUGCGCCUGUAAACAAGCCUCCACCCGCCAGGGCCCUCCUGGAAGAGCAGUUCGUAAAGUGAAAGAAAACAAGUCUACUGUAAAUGAAAAAAAGGACCUGAGUGCGCAUUUUAUGCAGACUCUACCAGGCUUGUUAAAUAAGUUUGGAACAGAUAUUGAAAACGUCACAAACCUAGUAUCACUUCCCCAGUACUUUGACCUUGAGGAAUAUGGACAGCGGAGACUGGGAAAGUAUUUGAAUGAACUUCUGAAACAACUCUCUGAAAUUGUGGAGAAACACUCCAAUGUGGAUGUUUUGGAUGAAUGUGGAAAGAGCUUUAGAACACUCACGGACAAUGACUUCACUUUGGCCUCUUCAGCUGAUGUGGCCAAAAGUAAGCUGAUUGAUUCAUUUGUGGCAAAGUUUAAAGAAAAUGUGAAGAGUGGCCUUGACGCAAUAUUGGAGCUGACCUUCUCAAGCAUGCAAAUGUUACUCGUUUGGAGUCUUACGGAGAUAGAUAUUAACGAACCGGAUAAGCAUGAGAUGCGCACCCUGAAAAAGAGAGUGAAUCAGUUUAUGUCACACUGCGAUGAGCUCAUACAGUUCAGUACAGAUUCUGUUCAGAGAGUGGCGUUUUGCUGUAUCUGUGACUUGCUGAUCAUUUUUGCUAAGCAAUUAAAGAACAGAGCCCCCACUCUGGCGCCUUUGGUAUACGAAGCUGAUCACACCACCCAAGUGAGGCUUAGAGAUUACGUCAUCAGUCACGUGUUCAUUGACUUGGACGAGGACGAAACAGAGGAUGAAGAUGAGGACCAGACAGACAGCAGUGCUUUGGAGUUGAGCAAAAAACGGACAGUUCUGGCAGGAUUCUGUAAACUCGUCGCAUAUAAUGUGAUUGAUAUGAAGCUGGUUUCUCCGAUUUUCGCAUUCCUUAUCAGGGCGUACAGUAACUAUGGUGAUAUCAUACGUCAUACUAUGACAAAAUGCCGAGAUAUCAGUAAUUCAGCCUUUGCCAAAGCCUUGCUUCUGAGUCUUCAACAAGAGUUUGAAAAAUUUAAAGACGACAACGACGGAACUGCAGAGACGAACUCAAAGGAAUUUUCUGGAGUCAAGGAACUCGCCCGCAGAUUUGCGCUCUCAGUCGGCGUAGACACAACGAAGCCUCAGUCUCGGGAAUGUGUUGUAACUUUACACAGGGAAGGUAUUAAAUACAGUCUGAGAAAUGGAGAUGUACAGAGGGGUGAAGAUGAACCACCAAACAAUCUUCAAUUUUUGGACGUGUUGAACGAAUUUACGUUCAAGUUAAUCGCUCAGGAUAAGGCAGGGAAAGGUGGCGUUUUAUCAUUUCUGGAUGAAAAUGCCAAAGGGAUGAUUCACAAAAAGGGAGGUCAGUGGAGUCCUUUGAUAUCUUACAGGAAUGGCCUGACCGGACAGGACGAGGAGGAAGAAGGACAGCCAAAAGGAAGUCGCGCAAAAAGAAAACUACCCAUGGAAGGGGACGAGAGUAAAGAGGAAGAAGGGAUAUCCAAACAAAAUAAAACAAAGGCAAAACAACAGAAGCCGAAAGCUCCUCGUGGACGGCCUCAGAAGUCGACCACCUCAACAGCACAACAGACCGUACUCUCCACGGCAAAACCUGUUAGACCUGUCACACCAGUUGUGGAAGAGCCUGAAGCUGGUGAUGACAGCAAUGAGGAUGAUGACACUAUGUCAUCCGGAUCAGAAGAAUGGUCACAGGAAGACCAGGCUCCAUUGUCUUCUAUGAUGAAACCAAACCAAACGACCGAUAAAAUUGAGGAUAACACAGAGGAAGCGUCAACGGCUGAGAAACAAGGAGCGGUGAAAAGGAAGCGAGAGGAGACAUCACAGUCUGACGAAGAGGAAGACGAAGACGAAGAACAAGACCUCGAUGACCAAGAUUUUGAAAGUCCUCCAGCAUCAUCUCAGAGAUCGUGGUUAUCCAGUCAAAAAGGUCGCCAAGACAGCAAAAAGGCUCGAUUAAGUUACAGCAAAAAGGAUACGUCGGGGAUCGGCCGUACAAGUCUUGAGGAUAUUGAAGACGAGGAUGAAAUCGAAGAAUAUGAGAGUGAAGACGACACAGACAAGGAAAAAACGAAGGCACCAGUACGAGCAAGAAGAGAGAAAAAAGAACUACCUGAUGAUUUCUUUGAUGACUCGCAGGAAGAGAAAGAGACGGAAGAUGAAUCAUCUCUGGAGACAGCUUUCUGAAAUCUUCAGAGUACAUUGAUGGAAAACAAGACACUCUCAUUCGGCUUAGAGCUUGUAAUAUUUAUUGACGUUGUUUUUGUACAGAGUUCAAAGACCUUCUUUAGAGUAGAUUAACUGUUUUUUUUUUUUAAGUAAGUAUUUAAAGAUUUUAAAGAUUCGACUAGUACUCUUUCAAAACUGAUUAGGAAAAUUCAUUCAUGCAUUGAUACUGAAAAGUUCCGCAUUUGCGACGUAACUCGAGGAGAGGGAGACUGCUCGUUGUCUAAAAUUACACAGCUGUGAACUUACCAGUCAGUUUAUUCAAAACAGUCGCAGCGGUUUUAAUGCCAUAUAAGUUUACAGGUUUUAAACGUUCUUCUCUACAUAUACUUUAUUAAAGCUCUAUUUUAAAAAUGAA